AUGUUCCAUAUCACCACCUGCCUUUAUCGCCAUGGCGUGGCAGACCUGGCGGGCGUGUGGAAAGGGAGGGCAGCUGUGUGUUGGAUCAGCUCAGUUCCAGAUUGGUGGCAGAGAGGUUGGCCCAGGGAUCGCGUUGGAAGUAUGGCAGAGGCAGAAUUGCUGUCACAGCUGGCAGUGGUUUUGAAGCCACGAACGCCGAUCAAAGAGUUGUUUCGGAGUUUUCCGGCGCCAAAGGGCUGGGGCGGGAAUUACUUGGAACCAGAUCUUGCGGCAUAUGGAGUGCUGAAGAAUGCAGCGCUUUUCGUGGAGUAUGAUGGGUACUGGAGGCAUGGAGAAGCGGCUGGGAUUGCGAAAGACCACAAGAAAAAUGCUGCAUUGCUGGUAUAUGCUCCAGCAGGCUCACGCAUAGUGCGCAUUCGGCACGCGAGAAGCAGACCCAAAGAAUCCGACGACAAAAACGUGAUUUGGAUCGAUGUGACUACGUGGCGUCUAGGGGACCAAGAGUCACUUUGGAAGGUCCUGAGAUACAUUUUGCAACGGCUGCUAGCAGAACCGAAUAUUUCUCUGUUGCCGAAGGCGGAAAAACGCCUCCAACAGCAAGUGUCCAAGGCAAGCAUGAAGGUCGUACCGCGAGUCAAAGAAUUUUGUAGCAAAGCGGCCUUACUGGCUGGUCGAAACACGCCUGAAGAAAUGUCAGUUUUCUUGGGCUCCGAAGGGUUCAACCCUGCCAGCAUCAAGCUGGUUGAGCAGAAGUUGUGCCGGAAACGCAUUUCUAUUGAAAGACAGUUGCAACCACUAAUAGUUUGGCUUUUGAGCCUUGGGUUGACGACCGUUGAAGCUGCAAAAGUCCUGGCUUACUAUCCGCCAAUUCUGGACUGCAGUGUUGCCAAGAAUUUGAAACCUACUUUCCAGUGGUUUUUGGAGACCGGACUUUCUGAGCACGAACUUGCAAGGGCCAUUGUGGCUCGUCCUCCGAUUCUUACCUACAGCAUUGAGCAUAAUUUGAAGCCAACGGUGCAAUUCUUUCUGAGCUUGGGUUUGGCAAGGAAUGAGGCGCAUUUCCCAACACGAGCUGUUAUUGAGAUGAUUGCAAGAUGCCCCCGCAUCUUGUCUUAUAGCCAGGGCAGGCUAAAGAAACGUUUGGAAGUACUUGCAAGAUUGGCUCAGAAAGAAAAAUUGGUUAGCGCACUGGUUCUGCGAGACGACCUGUUUCAGCGGAGAUAUGGACAAAAGAGACAACAGCACUGGAUCCGGGCCUUGGUUAGCACCAGCUUCAACAGGUGCUUUGGAGACUUGACAGCCACGGACACUGAUCUGGCGGAGUUUUGUUUCGCAGUUCUGAAGCACCAGAAGGAUGGGGUGGACCUUACUUUGGAUUCAGAUCUUGCAGUGUGGGCUUUGCAAAAACAUGCGAAAAGCUUGGAUCAGUUGACCAAGGAGAACCAGGCGCAAAAACUGGUCCAGAAGGAGCCGGUGGGUCAACCUUUGGCAGUGGCUUACAGUGAGGUGAAGAAGGGCAAAGGCAAAGGCGGUGGCACCGUGGGAUCCCCGUGUAAAGGCAAAGGCAAAGGCAAGUCCAAGCGACCCACUGGCAACUCGGCAUUGGUCCCCACCUUCCACGUACCAGAGCCGGAUGCCUCAGCGGGUGCCGCAGCCAAGAUCUCCACAGAGCCGUUGAAGGGCCAAGUCUUGGAGUGGAAGACCAAGUUCGGCUGGAUCAAGCCUGAGAGUCCCAUCGACCACCCGCUCUUCGAUAAACAUCGGGGGAAGAUUUACAUCAACGUUGGUGAAGAAUUGGAAUUUAUCGAGAUCAUGACUUGGAUAGCGAUUGACUGGAUUACCCUUGCCGGCCGUGGCAAGUUGGUCAUCGAUCUGCUGAACCGCUAUUCCUUGGAUCCGGGCGACACCUGUGAGUGCCUUGGGUUGAAAUGUUCCAACUCUUUUCAGACGCCAGUGGGCCUGGACCCCAAGCUGGGCCAGGAGCCGUUGCAGUUUUUAAAGCACAAAAGGGGCUUCGAACGUGGGAAGUUACCCGGGAAAAAUGGCGGAUUUAUGAGAUGUGGUGAUAUUAAUUACUACUUGGGGAUCUUGGGGUUGCGGUUCGGGCGAUUUUUGGGUGGUAAACCUCUUAAGUCGGACUAUACCAUAACCCCCCACAAUGGUAGCCAUACACCCGCUUACAACUGGAACUGCGACCUCAAGGAUGACGAUGAACCGUGA
Molecule: messenger RNA, 2220 nt
Organism: Cladocopium goreaui
Lineage: Eukaryota; Dinophyceae; Suessiales; Symbiodiniaceae
Source: the annotation of a GenBank genome assembly